Messenger RNA from Clonostachys byssicola, 1470 nucleotides. The record is from the annotation of a GenBank genome assembly. NCBI's taxonomy places the organism in Eukaryota, Fungi, Ascomycota, Sordariomycetes, Hypocreales, Bionectriaceae.
AUGCACAGCCUCAACCUUGUCGCCCAACAUGCAAGAGGGAGGGGGUGGCGGUGUCGCAUGAGGAUCGAAGAUGGACCAGAGUCUGUUGGCAUUACACUGUCAAAUGUGAAAAUUCUCCAGUGGGCACUUAAGCAGCUAGCUCAUCGUAUGACCACAGGUGGUCAGCUACCGCCCAUAGAAUUUCAGAUUCAGAUCCAGAACUUUUCGCAGGAUCUUGGCGCGUUCGCCUCCAAGCUGACCAAGUUUGAAGCUCUCGAAACCGACAGUCGCGCGCGGAAGCUUUGGAAGCGUCUCAAGGCUGUUUUAAGCGAGAAGGAUCUUGAGAGGAUGACGGAGGCAGUGGGGGUCUAUUCUUCAAGCCUCAACUUAUAUAUGACGUCCUUACCUGACUCGAACACUCAGCAUUUGGAAUUACUGCGGACAGAUCUGGCCAGGGCAGAUGUCCAGCGACAGCAACAGCUUUCUUCCAUUUCCACCUCCUUGGACCACGCCUCAACUACCAGUGAAUCAAUGCGGUCAAAACUAGACCAGGGACUGCAAUUAUUGGCUUCAAAUUUGAACGAUUCAAGGGCCCAGUCAGAAGCCAAUCAGCAAGAAACGAACCACAAAUUAUCUCUUGUCUGGGAUGCGAUCCAAUCUCUCGCGGCCAGAAUUGAGCCCGCAACUACGUUAAAGUCUCCCGUCGCUCCGCCCAUAGAAGAAAAAACUCCUGGCAGCAGCUCCCUACCUUAUGCUUCGCCUAGCACAUACAGUCGGACCAUGCUACCUCUCGAACACCAAGUUCCGGCGAUUAUGCUCGAAAAUGAGAAGAUUUUGGAUUGCAUCAAUCGUUUGUGUGGCAUGGUAAGCCAGUGUGAAGACACGUCGGAUGAAGAAACCGUCGAUAGCGUCAUCGAAGACCUGCAAACUAUCAUCCGGGCCGUGACGAGUCAGUCUAAGGAUCGUGUUAGUGUUAAAGAAAUGCAGCGUGUCAGUGGGUUAUUGGACUCUGCCCAAACUCUGUCUAUCAAUGGCCAAGCUCAGAGAGGUCCUUGGCCGAAUCAAGUUGCUCGACACGAGCAGCGGCUGGAAACGUACGAGAUUGGAAAUGGAACACUGAAAGUGCGCACAAAGCGCCGAUAUCUUCAGCAUCAUCCUGCAGAUGGUGGAUCAAUACGAAAGAGACAACGUAGCGGUAUCGGAUUCACUACUUCAAGACUCACGUUUCUACCAAAAGUCCGUGACGGCAUGAUGUUUUCGGCGAUUAUUCAGCAGCAAACUUCUCACACGGGAUCUUUCUCCCCAAUCCCUUUUUUCCAAGCAAAUUACAUCCGCCCACGAGACUCAUUAGUCUUCCAGCUCAUCGAAGAGGGGCGAUUGUCCGAGCUCAUAACUCUCCUACGAGAGGGCAAGGCAUCGCUGAGGGAUCAUGAUGAUUUGGGGAGGCCACUUCUUUGGACCUUUGGAGGAUUCGAUGAGAACAUUUCUUGA